This is a messenger RNA of Leptomonas pyrrhocoris, 453 nucleotides long. RefSeq lists its product as hypothetical. The transcript has a single exon. The coding region runs from base 70 to 453 and encodes 127 amino acids. Gene Ontology annotation, cellular component: gamma-secretase complex. NCBI's taxonomy places the organism in Eukaryota, Euglenozoa, Kinetoplastea, Trypanosomatida, Trypanosomatidae. The record is from RefSeq and is a predicted model, not a curated record.
GCAUACCACGAAGGUCGAACAACACUCAAGCAACUUCAGUGCGUCGUGCUUCUUCUAGGUUGUGUCGCAAUGCUCGUCCGCGGCCCUUUCACACUAGAGAAGGCCGAAACGGUCUGCCAGUGGUACUAUCGGAUCGGCUUUUUCGGUUUACCUUGGCUGUGGGGACUGCUGUACAUUUUCUUUCGCCACUAUCAGCACGAGAGCGACGCCAUCCGCUGGUAUGUCGAGCGUGCGAAGUUGUACAGUCUGAGCGGAGCUGCCGUCUUUCUUGCCGUCACGCUGGGGCUGCUGCUGCUACUUCCAGCGUCCAGCGCGCUGUGGGUCAUCGCGCCCUUCCAGGACACGUUUCAAUGGGGCAUUUUUGCGGCGAAUAUGUCUGCCAAUGCCUCCAGCGAUGUCGAUAGCAGCAGCAGCGCCAGCAGUAGUGGCAUGGCCGUCUCGCUUUUCGCAUGA